AUGGAAGAGCUUUCCAUGGCAAACACCAUGUUUGCCCUCAAUAUCCUCAAGCAUAUAGAACAAACGAACUCUGCCCAGAAUAUCUUUUUCUCUCCGUGGAGCAUCUCAUCCACCUUGGCUAUGGUUUUCCUCGGUGCCAGAGGCAACACUGAACACCAGAUGGCCAAAGUGCUGCAAUUUAACAAAGUUAACGGCAAUGACAUCACUAUGGGAACCCCAGCAAACGUCAGAGGCUUUGAUUGCAUGCAGCAAAUACAGAAGGGAAAUUAUCCUGAUGCUAUUUUACAGGCACAAGCAAGAGAUAAAGUCCAUUCACCCUUCAACUUGCUCAGCUCGGCAAUCAAUGCUUGCUCAGGAGAUUACUUACUGGAAAGCGCCAAUAAGCUGUUUGGAGAGAAAUCUGCUAGUUUCAAGGAAGAAUACAUACAACUCUGUAAGAAAUACUACUCUACAGAACCAGAGGCAGUAGACUUCCUUAAAUAUGCAGAAGAAGCUAGAAAAAAGAUAAAUUCCUGGGUCAAGACCCAAACCAAAGGUGAAAUCUCAAACCUGUUACCAGAAGGUUCUGUAGAUGAAGACACCAAGAUGGUACUGGUGAAUGCCAUCUACUUCAAAGGAAAGUGGAAAACUCCAUUUGAGAAGAAACUUAAUAAGCUUUAUCCUUUCCGUGUGAACUUGCGUGAGAGCAUACCUGUUCAGAUGAUGCACCUACGUGAAAAGCUGAACAUUGGGUACAUAAUGGACCUAAAGACUCAGAUUCUAGAGCUUCCGUAUAUUGGAAACAUCAGUAUGUUCCUGUUGCUUCCUGAUGAGAUUGAGGAUGCGUCCACUGGCUUGGAGUUGCUGGAAAGUGAAAUAAACUUUGAUAAAUUCAACCAAUGGAUGAGCAAAGACACAAUGGCUGAAGACAAUGUUGAGGUCCAUCUCCCGCAGUUCAAGCUAGAGCAACAUUAUGAACUCAAGCCUAUUCUGAGAAGCAUGGGCAUGGAGGAUGCCUUCAAUAAGAGCAAGGCCAACUUCUCAGGAAUGUCCCAGAGGAAUGACCUUUUUCUUUCUGAGGUGUUCCAUCAAGCCACAGUGGAAGUCAAUGAGGAGGGUACUGUAGCAGCUGGUGGCACCGGGGCAGUUAUGACAGGGAGAACUGGUCACGGAGGCCCACAGUUUGUGGCAGAUCAUCCCUUUCUUUUCUUUAUCAUUAACAAAACUACCAAUACAAUACUAUUUUGUGGCAGAUUCUCCUCACCCUAA
Molecule: messenger RNA, 1248 nt
Organism: Microtus ochrogaster (prairie vole)
Lineage: Eukaryota; Metazoa; Chordata; Mammalia; Rodentia; Cricetidae
Gene: Serpinb2
Product: serpin family B member 2
Biological process (GO): negative regulation of endopeptidase activity
Molecular function (GO): serine-type endopeptidase inhibitor activity
Source: RefSeq, a predicted model, not a curated record